AUGUUAAAACGAGUACGAUCUAAAAGUGAAUCACGUAUUGAUAGUCGAAGAAAACUAGCAUCAUCAUCAACAAUGACAGAUUUAAAUGCACAUUCAGGUGAUAGAAAACGAAUAUGUGCAUUUACAAUUGAAGCAUGUCAAAUAUUAAAUGAAUUACGAAAAAAUAAUCUUUUAUGCGAUGCAAUAAUAUUAACCAAAGAGUACAUUGAAUAUCCAGUUCAUCGAUUUAUUUUAGCUGCUGUAAGUCCCUACUUUCGAAUGGCUUUUACAAGUGAAAAUCGAUAUUUACAAUUAGAUAUUGAAUGUGAUACACUUGAAUUAUUACUUGAUUAUGCUUAUACACGUAAAUGUAUAUUAACAUUAGAUAAUAUUAUUAAAUUAAUUGAUGCAGCUAAAUUAUGUCAAAUGACAAGUUUAUUUCAUUAUUGUUGUGAAUAUCUAAUAUUUAAUUUAAACGAUGAAAAUGUUUUUCAUUUAUAUAAUUUUGCUAAAAUAAAUUCUGAUAUAAAAUUAUUCAAUGCAACUUAUCAAUAUAUAAUGUAUCAUUUUAUUAAUAUGACAAAGACAAGUAAAACAUUUGUUGAACUUUCAAUUGAACAACUUAUUGAAUUUAUUACGAAUGAUGAUUUAAAUGUACGUAAUGAAGAAAAUCUAUUUGAUGCAUGUAUCAAAUGGAUUGAUUAUAAUAUUGAACAACGAAAAUCAUUUAUUGUACAAUUGAUUCGUAAUUUACGUCUUGGUUUGAUUUCAUCAUCAAUAUUUAUUAAUAAAAUAAAACAACAUUCGUAUAUUAGAAAUAAUAAUGAAUGUAAACCAAUCAUUGGAGAAACAUUUAGAUUGUUAUAUAAAUUAGAUAAUGAAGGACUUAUCGAUAAUGAUAUUAAUUGUUCAUUUAUUCGUCCUCGACAUCCACAUGAAAUGAUUUUUGCUUUUGGUGGAUGGUCAGGUGGUAAUGCAACAAAUAUGCUAGAAGCUUAUGACGUUCGAGCUGAUAAAUGGACAAUUAUUUCUACAGAUCAAGUUUCACCACGUGCUUAUCAUGGUUGUAUUACAAUUGCUGAUAAAAUGUAUAUUAUUGGUGGUUUUGAUGGUACUGAAUAUUUUAGUUCAUGUCGUACAUUUCAUCUAAUUGAUCGAGUAUGGAAUGAUAUAGCACCGAUGAAUGAACGACGAUGUUAUGUUAGUAUAGCUUAUUUAAAUGGUUUCUUAUAUGCUAUGGGUGGUUUUAAUGGACGUGUACGACAAAAUACAGCAGAAAAAUAUUUAUCUGAAACUAAUCAAUGGUCAGCUAUUUGUCCAAUGCAUGUACAACGAAGUGAUGCUUCAGCAUGUACACUGAAUGAUCGAAUUUAUAUUUGUGGUGGUUUCGAUGGACAAGAAUGUUCACAAACAGCUGAAUAUUAUAAUCCGAUUACAAAUCAAUGGACUAUGAUUCAACCAAUGCGUAGUCGUCGAAGUGGUGUUGGUGUUAUUGCUUAUCAUGGUUCAAUAUAUGCUAUUGGUGGUUUUAAUGGUACAUCACGUCUUAGUACAGGUGAAAGAUAUAAUCCAAUAAUGAAUACUUGGCGAACAAUCACUGAUAUGUUUCAUCCAAGAAGCAAUUUUGCAAUUGAAGUUCUCGAUGAUCUUAUAUUUACUAUUGGUGGAUUCAAUGGUCUAACUACAAUAUCUAAUGUUGAAUGUUUUGAUGAUACAACAGAUGAAUGGUAUGAUAUUGCUGAUAUGAAUUUAUUUCGGUCAGCAUUGAGUGCUUGUGUUAUUACUGGAUUAACAUUUACAAAAAUAUUUCUUUGUUCAAAUGAAAUAUCAAAAAUACAGAAUCAUACUACAACAUCUUCCAUACCAUUAACUGUUCAUUUACCAUCAAUAACAUUAUCAAGUCUCAACAACAUAUUCAAUAAUUAA
Molecule: messenger RNA, 1905 nt
Organism: Adineta steineri
Lineage: Eukaryota; Metazoa; Rotifera; Eurotatoria; Adinetida; Adinetidae
Source: the annotation of a GenBank genome assembly